AUGGAGGUCCUUGCUGAAAGCUACGAGGCCAGCGCUUCUGAUUCGGGUCCGGAUGUUCAGGUCAAGGGCCCAGUGCAAACUGCUUUGAAGUCCAGUCCAAAGGACGCGAAGGCCGUAGACUUCCAAGUGGGAGAGCUGCAGCAAGAGAAACUUCGUUUGAGCUCAGAGGUUGAGAGGCUUCGAAGAAAGCUCAAUAGGUUUGAGGCGGUUGAUCCGCAUGCUGCUGCUGUUGUGACUGAACGGCCGAACCCUCGCUCCUUGCGCACGAGUCUUGAGGAUAUGGAGGUCCUCGCUGAAAGCUACGAGGCCAGCGCCCCGGACUCGGGUGCAGAUGUUCAGGUCAAGGGCCCAGUGCAAACUGCUUUGAAGUCCAGUCCAAAGGACGCGAAGGCCGUAGACUUCCAAGUGGGAGAGCUGCAGCAAGAGAAACUUCGUUUGAGCUCAGAGGUUGAGAGGCUUCGAAGAAAGCUCAAUAGGUUUGAGGCGGUUGAUCCGCAUGCUGCUGCUGUUGUGACUGAACGGCCGAACCCUCGCUCCUUGUGCACGAGUCUGGAGGAUAUGGAGGUCCUUGCUGACAGCUACGAGGCCCCCAAUCAACGGCGAGCAAGCGAAGCUGAAGCGGGUCCUGAGAUUGUUCAGGCUGUAGAGCCCAGGCAAGGAGCGGCAAGCAUAGUCGAGUCUGACCUGGGCAAUGUGCAGGUCAAGGGCCCAGUGCAAACUGCAUUGAAAUCCGACGCGAAGGAGUCCGACCAACGGCGAGCAAGUGACGCUGAUGCCGGUCCUGAGACUGUUCAGGAGCCCAGGCAAGAGGCAGCAAGCAUAAUCGAGUCUGUCCUGGACAGUGUGCAG
This is a messenger RNA of Cladocopium goreaui, 849 nucleotides long. The record is from the annotation of a GenBank genome assembly. Lineage: Eukaryota; Dinophyceae; Suessiales; Symbiodiniaceae.